AUGUUUUCCCGAACAGCCUUUGCGGCAUUCCGCCCGAUCUCGCGGCCAACCUCCGUCCUGCGCCCAACCCCGGCCUUCCGCCUGCCCUCCGUCCUCCAAGCCCGUCUGCUAUCCUCCGAAACUAAGGCGGCAAUCGAUAAGGCCGUGGGCUCUGCGCCCGUCGUGCUGUUCAUGAAGGGCACUCCCGAGACGCCGCAGUGCGGUUUCUCUCGCGCCAGCAUCCAGAUCCUGGGUCUGCAGGGCGUGGAUCCCAAGAAGUUUGUCGCGUUUAACGUCCUCGAAGACCCAGAGCUGCGUCAAGGGGUGAAGGAAUACUCCGACUGGCCGACUAUCCCGCAAUUAUACCUGGACAAGGAGUUCGUCGGCGGAUGCGAUAUCCUGAUGUCCAUGCACCAGAACGGCGAGCUCGCCAAGAUGCUCGAGGGCAAGGGCGUUCUGGUCGCGGCGGAUCAAUAA
This is a messenger RNA of Penicillium lagena, 456 nucleotides long. RefSeq names its product monothiol glutaredoxin GRX5. The transcript is spliced from 2 exons. Bases 1 to 456 code for a protein of 151 amino acids. The record is from RefSeq and is a predicted model, not a curated record. Lineage: Eukaryota; Fungi; Ascomycota; Eurotiomycetes; Eurotiales; Aspergillaceae.